AUAUAUUUAAAACACAGAAUAAUUGUUUAAAAUCUAAAUUAAAAUAGGUAUUUAUUAUUUACAUUUUUGACCAUAAACUAAUAUUAUUUUAUUACUAACUCAAGUCUUGAUAGUAAGUUUAUUAAGUAAUGAAGACUGAAAAGUGAUAAGUGCUAACGUUCAUAGCCUUUAAUUCUAAAAAUCAAGCAUUACCAAUUUUUACUUUAAUAAUUAGGAAAAUAAUUGUGAACAUGUUGGUCUGCCGACAAUCAAAAAAUCUGUUAUACCGUGUAACAAAUAUAAACUUAAAAAGAUGUAUGGGAUCAAUAUCUGAGGAUUCAGGCCAUGCUGAAUUUGUAUAUAACCGUAACCCUAGAAAUUUGGAGAAGUUAAGAAUUGCUUAUAAACCAGCCGGUUACCAUCUCGAGAAACCCGGUCGUGAGUUUUGGCAUAAACUACAAGUAACAACUAGUAAAAGACAUGUGACUGCUAGUGUUUUACAUCAUACGGGUAUGGUUCCAAUACUGGCAACUACUGCAGAAUGGGCCAUACGCAAACAGCUUUUCAGCACUCUAGAUAAAAUGGCAUACAUAACUAUUGGGAAGGUGUUAGCACAACGUUGUUUGGAGUGUGGUAUUUCUGAUAUGAUACAUACCUAUGAAGUGUUGCCGAACAGUAAACUCGAGGCAUUACUUGAAAAUUUAUCGAAAGGUGGUGUACGUUUAGAAGAAGAUCCAAGAUACAAGUCUCCAAAUCCUUGGGAUCAAGAAAGACCAGAAAAGCCAUGGGAACAUUAUUAAAUAAAAUUUAAUUCAACUUUUUCCAAAUAGAUUGUGUGUAUUAUACAUUCAUAUUUUGUAUUAAUGUAUUAAAAAGCUAUAUUUUAAGUAGUAAUAUAUUAAUAAAAAAAAAAAAAGAAUAGAAA
Aphis gossypii (cotton aphid) is the source of this 904-nucleotide messenger RNA. It is a transcript of the gene mRpL18, whose product is annotated as 39S ribosomal protein L18, mitochondrial. The transcript has 4 exons. Gene Ontology annotation, molecular function: structural constituent of ribosome; 5S rRNA binding. Gene Ontology annotation, biological process: translation. NCBI's taxonomy places the organism in Eukaryota, Metazoa, Arthropoda, Insecta, Hemiptera, Aphididae. Gene Ontology annotation, cellular component: mitochondrion; ribosome. The record is from RefSeq and is a predicted model, not a curated record. Bases 231 to 779 code for a protein of 182 amino acids.